Messenger RNA from Purpureocillium takamizusanense, 1938 nucleotides. Its product is annotated as Tripeptidyl-peptidase I. Lineage: Eukaryota; Fungi; Ascomycota; Sordariomycetes; Hypocreales; Ophiocordycipitaceae. The record is from RefSeq and is a predicted model, not a curated record. Gene Ontology annotation, molecular function: serine-type endopeptidase activity; tripeptidyl-peptidase activity. The transcript has 5 exons. Gene Ontology annotation, biological process: proteolysis. Bases 1 to 1938 code for a protein of 645 amino acids.
AUGAAGCGCAGCCUCGUCGUCCUCUUGGGCGGCCUGAUCGCCGGGGUCUUGGGCGCCCCCCGGGCGUCUAUCGGCGGUCAUGUGCUGCACCAGAAGCGCGACGAGGAGCACCGGUACCAUGACUGGGUCAAGCGCGACCGCCUCCAUCCCGACACCAAGGUGCUGGUCAGCAUGGCGUUGACGCAGCGGAAUGUGGAGCGCGGCAUGGAUCUCGUCAUGUCUGUAUCCGAUCCCGAUAGUCCUUCGUACGGCAAGUACUACACCAGGGACCAGAUCCGCGAGCUCUUCGCCCCCUCGGACGAGUCCGUGUCCCGGGUCAAGCGGUGGCUGGUGGAGUCGGGCGUCCCCGAGUCGGCCAUUGCGGUGCCGCGGUCCAAGACCUGGGUCCGGUUCGACACCACCGUCGCCCACCUCGAGACGCUCGUCAAGGCGAGGUACCACGUCUACGACCACGUCGCCACCCGCGACGAGCACGUGGGCACCGACGAGUACCACCUCCCCGAGGGCGUCGCACCGCACGUCGACUUUGUGCUGCCGGGCGUGGCCUUUAGCCGCCUGGGCCGCGGCGGCGGCGGGAUGCAGAAGCGGAAGACGGAACGGCCGGGUGUCGGGGGUAGGCCGCUUCGUCCCAUGCCUGUGACGAUCCAAUCGAACCCAGGAACGCUCGAGGAUUGCAGCCGCGCCAUGACGCCCGACUGCAUCGCCAAGCUGUACCAGAUCCCCAACGGCACGCUGUCGCACCCCUCGAACCGCCUGGGCAUCUUCGAGAUUGCCGGCGAGGACUACGUGCAGUCGAGCAUGGACCUCUUCACAAAGGCCUUUGCGCCGCACAUCCCCGCGGGCACGGGCCCCGUCGUCUACAGCAUCGACAACUCUACGGGGACGUCUGACGACCCUUGGGCUGCCGGCACGGAAGCCAUGCUCGACUUUCAGGUUGCCGUUCCCAUCGUCUACCCGCAAGGAACGGUCUUGUACGUCACGCCCGACUCGGGGGCUGACAAGGCCGGCGUGUUCAAUCCGUUCCUGGACGCCAUUGACGGGAGCUACUGCAACUUUACCUCGCACGGGUAUACGGGCGAUACGCCCAGCAUAGAUGGCGUGUUUCCGAUGCACGACUGCGGCACCGUGGCGCCCACCAACGUCAUUUCCAUCUCGUACGGCCUCACGGAGCCAUCAUACCCGGCCAGAUACCUGGAGAGGCAGUGCGAGGAGUGGAUGAAGCUGUCCCUCGCCGGCGUCACCCUCGUCGUGGCAUCGGGCGACGACGGCGUGGCCCGACCGGGCGGGAUGUGCCUCGGCGAGCGGUGGGACAUGUUCGUGCCCGACGCGACCUGCGACUGCCCGUACAUCACGGCGGUGGGGUCGACGUUCCUGCCGCCGGGCAAGAAGGCGGGCGUCGACGCCGAGCACGCGACCUCGUCCUUCUCGUCGGGCGGGGGGUUCAGCAACAUCUACAAGACGGCGCCGUACCAGCGGGACGCGGUGGCGCGGUACCUGCGGGAGCACAACCCGGGGUACAAGUCGUACAACACGAGCCGCGGGCAGGUGCCGCACUCGGGCCACGGCGUGUACAACGCGCAGGGCCGCGCGUACCCGGACCUGGCGUGCAACGGGGACAACGUCGUCGUCGUGGUGGGCGAGAGGCAGUGGCUGACGGGCGGCACCUCCGAGUCGGCGCCCAUCGUGGCCGCCAUGUUCAACCGCAUCAACGAGGAGCGCAUCGCCGCCGGCAAGCCCGUCGUCGGCUUCGUCAACCCCGUGCUGUACAAGCACCCCGAGAUGUUCAACGACAUCCUCGUCGGCAAGCAGAACAAGGGGGGCGCCCUGGGCGUGGGGUGCAGCAACGACGGCUUCUCGUGCGUCGAGGGCUGGGAUCCCGUCACGGGCAUGGGGACGCCCAACUAUCCAAAGAUGCUCGAGGUCUUCAUGUCCAUCUAG